Molecule: messenger RNA, 1085 nt
Organism: Tachysurus fulvidraco (yellow catfish)
Lineage: Eukaryota; Metazoa; Chordata; Actinopteri; Siluriformes; Bagridae
Exons: 6
Coding region: 1-1008 (335 amino acids)
Biological process (GO): response to bacterium
Source: RefSeq, a predicted model, not a curated record
AUGAUGAUGAUGAUCAUGAUGAUGAUGAUGAUGAUGAUGAUGAUGUGGAUGACAGUCGUUUCUACACAGAACAUUGAUACCUUUCAGCCUGACCCAUGGAUCUCUGCUGGUGUUGGUGAGAACGUGACUCUGAGCUGCUUUACGCUGAACGACGAUAACUCUGGAUCUGUCGUUUGGUACAAACAAAAAGUCGGACACGAGCCUCGCGUAAUAGUCGCAGUUCAACAUGAACACAGUUAUGAAAAUGAGUUCAAACCACCAAAAUUCAGCAUUGAGAAAAAUAAAAAAAGCUGCCAUUUAAAAAUCGCUAACGUGGAACCAUCAGAUGAAGCCGUGUAUUACUGUGGAUACAGAAGAUUCUUAACGAGGUUUGGAAACGGAACAUUUUUAUCAGUCAAAGGUACUGAAGAUGUAAAAGUGAGUGUGUGGCAGCGCGGUGUGUCGGACUCGGUUCCUGCAGGAGCCUCAGUGACUCUGCAGUGCUCGGUUCUCUCUGAGAGCAGAGCAGCAGAACUCCAAGUGCUCUGGUUCAGAGCUGCUACACCACAAUCCCAUCCUCAAAUCAUUUACACUCAUCACAACAGCAGCCAUCAGUGUGAUAGCGACUCUUCUACACACACCUGUGUGUACAACUUCUCCAAGAACAUCCUCAGCCUCAAUGAUAUUGGAACUUACUACUGCGCUGUGCUCCUGUGUGGGAAGAUCAUCUUCGGGAACGGAACAUCAGUACAGAUGGAAAAAUCUACAGAUCCUGUAGUGAUCUACCUCGCUGUAGCUUUGGGAGUGUGUGUGCUUGUGAUCGUUGUUCAUAUCGCAACCUGUAAAGGAAGAAACUGUGAAUGUUUCACUGGGAAAUCUCAAGAAUGUAAAGUAAAGAAAACAGAAAAUAAGAGCCGUGAUGCUGGGGAGCUGAAUUAUGUUGCCUCACUGAUUAAUAAAAAGACAGGAAAGACAGAACGAGCUCACGAUAACAUUUAUACUGAAGUGAUUUACUCUUCUGUGUCUUAGAUAAUAGACGUCAUUUAUUUUCUCAUGUUAGUUACUCUCAUAUGUAUAGUCUUCAUUUCCUGAUAGAAAAUCAUUAA